Messenger RNA from Cricetulus griseus (Chinese hamster), 764 nucleotides. NCBI's taxonomy places the organism in Eukaryota, Metazoa, Chordata, Mammalia, Rodentia, Cricetidae. The record is from RefSeq and is a predicted model, not a curated record.
GCCUGUGAGUCUUCAUCUCUGUGACCUGCACUGUGUCCUGCCUGUGUUCCCAAGGAAUCUCAGCAUGGAUCCUACUGAGAACAGCCAGACCUUCAACGUCCCUGACAACACUCAGUCCCAAAGGCCUGCAAGGGGCCUGGAGGCUGCCCAGGUCCCCGUAGCUGAGGUGGGGGAUGCUGAGGCCACUGUCCCCACCUCAGGGGAAGUGUCUGUUGGAGAAAUGCCCAGUUCUCCCCAGAGUGCUGAGGCAGCCUCUUCUCCUCCUGCUGCCCUGGGCUCCAAUGCAGGGGGGGCAUCUACAGAGGCCUCUAGAAACCAAGCUAGUGAAGUGGCCCUUCCUGAGCCCUCCUUGCAGCAGGAACUCAAUAGAAAGAUAGUUGAUUUGGUUUUCUUCCUGCUCCUCAAGUACAGGAGGGGGCAGGUGACAAGUAGGGCAGAAAUUUUGCAUGCGGUCAUCAGAGAAUAUGAGGCAUACUAUUCUGCGAUCUUUAGUAAGGCCAUUGACUGCAUGAGACUGAUGUUUGGGCUUGACAUAAUAGAAAGGAAUCCCCUUGUCCACUCCUACUCUCUUGUCCAUGCUCUAGGGAUCACCUAUGAUGGGCUGCAGCAUGGUUUCCCAGGCAUACCAAAGACAGGCCUCUUGAUAAUCAUGCUGUGUAUCAUCUUCAUAGAGGACAAUUGUGUCAGCGAGGAGGCCUUGUGGCGCAUAUUGAAUGGUUUGGGGCUGUAUGCUGGGAGGGAUCAUUUCAUAUACGGGGAGCCCA